GAGAACGUCCCGAAGGCGACAUCGGUGCCCGAGGGGGAGAAGGAGAGCGGACAGGAGCUGAAGGAGGAAUGUGACCCCCAGGCGACAUCGGUGCCUGAGGGGGAGGAGAGUGGACAGGAGCUGAAGGAGGAUGGGGCUCCCCAGGCGACGUCGGUGCCCGAGGGGGAGAUGGAGAGCGGACAGGAGCUGAAGGAGGAAGGUGACCCCCAGGCGACGUCGGUGCCCGAUGGGGAGAUGGAGAGCGGACAGGAGCUGAAGGAGGACGGCGGCCCCUCCUCAUCGCUGGACUCCAGUGACCAAGCAGGCAGAGGUGGCCCAGCCCAGCUCCCAGUCCUGGAAGAGCCAAAAAAGCAAAAGGAAGAAGCAGAAGAAAAAGAACCAAAAGGCGUCCGUUUCCAAAGGGCUGGAGUCCCUGUCCGCCUCCCCCUCCACGCCUGGUAGCCUCCAAUCGCUGGCAGACCCUGGGGUCCAGGACGCAGCCCCGCCCCAGAGCCCCGCUCAGCAGGGUGGGCCCCCCAGCCAGCCGCUGGGCGGAGGGUGUCCCCAGGGCCAGGCCUCUGGGGCCGCAGAGGCAGCCUCGGCAGGAGAGUCUCCAGGCAGCGCAGCACCCCAGGACCAGACCCCAGGAGGUGCCCCCCCAGGAGGGAAGGACCAGGAGGGGGCCGGGCCCCCCGCCUCCGCCAGUGGGAAGGAGGGCGCUGCCCAGGAGCUCCCGCCACCCACACUGCAGGGGGACCCCUUGGAGCCCAGGAAUGAGCCGCCCGCCAUGGGGCAGCAGGCCGCGCCCCCCGCUUCCGGGGCGACUGACGCGGCAGCCGAGCUGGUGGAGCCAGCGGAGGGGACUGAGGUCCAGCGUGAGACGCAGACACUGAAGCAGAAACCGAAGCAGAAAGCGAAGCCGCCCGGCGCCCCUGCCAGCCCCCCUGCCGCCCCGGAGCACGGCCAGGAAGCUGAACCCAAAGGCAAGGCUGCCGUUUCUGGGGAGAAAGCCAAGCCGGGAGACGUGAAGAAGCCUGACCGGGGCCACGGGGGCGACGUGGCCGCCCCGAAGGGCGAGGGGGCCCAGAAGGAGCUGAAAGCCGACGCGCAGGAGAUGCCGAGCAGCCCCCUGAGCCCCGGCGAGGGCGUCACGGUGUUCUUCCACGCCAUCCUCUCCAAGGACUUCAACUUCGACCCCGACCAGCACCGGCUGUUCAUCCGGGGCGGAGAAGAGCUGGGGACGCCAGGAUGGAGGCUCAACGUGUGCGAGCUGCACGCCGCCAAAAUGUUAGACACGCACGGGGUCCUCGUGGAAGGCAGCGCCGUGCUGCCCAAGCGGCUGCUGGACCGGCCCGCGCCCUACAAGUACGUGGUCGUGAAGGGCAAGGAGGCCACGCUGCACGAGUUCAUCUACAAGCCCCAGGACAAGGAGAGCAAGCAGCACGUCAACCGCUGCCUGCGCCUGCGGUCCGCGCUGCUGGGCUCCGGAGACUGGCACCAGUAUGACGACAUUAUUUGCAAGCGGCCCGAUGGGAAGCUCCGGGAAAUCUGGAAUAACUUCAAGGACCAUUUCGUGGACCAGAUGAAGAAGAACGUGAAGGGGAAGCAGCUGGCGGCCUCCAUCAUGCUGGACCGCGUCCUCAGCGUCCUGCAGCCCUGGAGCGCCGUCAACCUGAGCAGCUUCUUCACGCAGUUCCGCCAGUUCUACUCCGUGGUCAGCGAGCCCAUGGUGUACGAGGCGCAGGCGCAGCCCUGGACCUCCCUGAACUACCCCAAGGAGCAGGUGAGGGCACACCUGUGGGAGUGUUUGCAGAAGCACAUGGCGCCGUUCCUGGAGAGGCGGGAGGACACGCUGCCCCCGGACGCCCCCGUGAGGAGGAAGCUGAGGAUGGGCCUGAUCGCCCUGCACGUGGCUGAGGAGCUGGAGCUCCAGCUCUCGGGGUGCGACCUGGGCGCCCUGUGCGACCUCCUGUGCCCCAGCGCCAGCUCCGCCCGCGACCUCGACGACGACCUCAGCCUCAUCUUUGAAACACAUCAAAGGUGGCAAGACUACCUGCUGAGGCUGUGCCGCAGGGGCAUGGAGCUGUACGUGGACUCCUGGGUGGGCAUCCUGCCCGUGCUCCACCUAUGCUCGGGGCCGCGCCCCCCAACCCGGCAGCCCGGGACUCAGCCCGAGGACGUCUGGGCGGCCCUGGAAGGAAUCUCCUUCUCGGAGUUCCGGCGGAAAAGGGCACAUGAGAAGGAGCACUUACUCCAGUUCAUGGUGGGGAAGAAGCACCUGCUGGAUGUGGACGAAGCCCUGUUCCGGUCCUGGUUCAGCCUGCUGCCCCUGAGCGGCCUGGCCACCUACCUGCAGGAGUUCACCGACCACCUGACUCGCUUUCCGGCGCGCGUCCUGGACUGUCUGCAGGGCACCUGCUACCGGCUGCAAGGACUCAAGGACGCCCUCCUCGGAGACCUGGAGGACGUUGACGAGAUGCUGAAAACGCUGCUGCACCUGCUGGACAUGUUUCAGGACCAGGUCCUCGAGGCGCCCUCGGUGCCGUCCUACCUCACCGUGUGCCUGAAGCUGCACGAGGCCGUCUGCAGACUCGCCAAAGGCCCGAUGCCUCACCAGCGGCCCGAACUGCCCGCCUCGUCUGCAGAGAUCGUCUGCCGCGUCAUCAGGCUGAAACCGGUGGCGGACUCCGCAGAGGUGCAGGGCAGCGACACGGGAACCAGGACCUCCGUGAGGGGCGUGGUCCAGGGAGCCCUGAGCACCACAAGGGCGUGGCUCGGGAGGACGUUCAAGCAGAACAUGUUCCGCAGCUUCUAUGCCGCAUCCGUCAGGUUCACCUACAGCGAGGAGAUCCAGGUGUGGCGGCGGCUGGUGGAGAUCCCCUUCCCGGAGGAGCACGGCUGGAAGGCGUCCUUGCUGGGGGACCUGGCGGCGCGGCUCAAGCAGGAGUCGCCGCACGCGCAGAUCUCCGCCUACUGCAGCCCCGACUGGGCGGCCGCGGGCGCCGACGACAGCGUGUCCAGGUGCUUCGAGAACUGCGUCAUCGAGGCCGUCAGCUCGGCCUGCCAGUCGCAGCUCAGCAUCCUGGAGGGAGUCCCUCACAGCGACCUGCGGAGGUUCGGGACCCUCGUGUCCGCUGUGGUCACCAAGUCCUGGCCCAGGCGCCACGGGGAGGCCGUGGACGACCUGGCGGAGGUGCUGAGGUACCUGCUCACGUGGCCAGACGUCACGCAUCUCUUCAAGCUCUACGGCACCGACGAGAAGGUCCUGGCGCACAUCACGGAGGAAGGCAAGAAGCUGAUGGCGACGGCCGACUCGAUCUUCACCAAGGUGGCCGAGGACCUGCUCGGCGGCGCCGUGCUGGUGGGGCAGCUGGAGCUGAUCUGGAGUCACAGGGCGCGGUUUCUUGACAUCUGGGAGCUCAAGAGAAAAAGUCUUUCGCCGCAGGAGAGAAAACACGAUAUGGAGAAAGUGCUGGACUACAGGUGGGAGGAGCUGCAGUUCCUGCAGGAGGAGCGGCGCCGGGUGGACAGCCUGCUGAAGCUGUGCGAGGCGGCCAAGCGCUGGGUGGAAGUGGACUGCGGAGAGAUCGCCAAGAGACACGCGGAGGACCUGGGCGGGAAGCGCCUGAACGAGGCGGUGAUGGCGCGGCUGUCCCCCACCUCCGGCGCCAUGGAGAGGGUGACGCACUACAACCUGAGCGCCCCCGUCCGAAAAAUGGCCGCGAUGAUGGACUCGCUCAAGGACAGCCACGUCUUCCGGACCUUCUGGGCAGAGGCCGCUCGGGCGGAGGGCACGCAGGAAGAGGAGGAGGAGGAGGAGGAGGCGGCGGGGCCGGGGCCGCUCCUGGACAUGGAGGAUGCCUAUGCCGCCCUGUACCUUCCCUGCCUCGCCAAGUUCGGGAAGCUGUACGCGGACCUGAAGGCCGGCGAGCUCACCUUCGGGGAAGUGCACGCCAUCUUCAGCGACUUCGUGGAUAAAUACGAGGACCUCGCCUCCGACCUCCGCGUCAUGCGGGUCCUGGACCCCAGCGACCCGGGGGGUUGGAUCCAGGAGCGAGUGGGGCAGGUCAGGGAGUACCAUCACCUGCAUCGGUCUGCCAGGGCGGCCAAGGUCAUCUUGGAGGUCAAAGAGGCCUUGGGCCUGACCGGGGACUUCAGUCUUCUCGACUUUGUACUAAGAAUCACCGACGCCUUCGAGAACUCUCGUGGUGAAAAACUGGGCCAGAUCAACAGGCAGGUCAUCCUUGCCAUCAAGCUGCUGCGGGACCUGGACGAGGCCCGGUGCCGGUGUCUGCAGGAGCUGGCCCUGGCCAGGGAGUUCGUCCCCUGGGUCCGCGAGGCUGUCGAAGGGGUCAACGAGCUGAAGGUGUUUGUGGACCUGGCGUUCAUCUUCGCGGGGGAGAAUGACAUGGACGUGGACCGCGUGGCCUGCUUCCACGACGCCGUCCAGGGCUACAGCUCUCUGCUCUACAAGCUGGACGCGAGCCAAGGCUUCCAGGCGUUCGCGGAACACCUGAAGGAGCUGUGGAAGGCGCUGGACAACGACCCGCACCUGCCCAGUAAGCUGCGGGACUCCGCCCGGAACCUGGGGUGGCUGAAGACGGUGAAGGAGAGCCACGGCUCAGUGGAGCGCUCGUCGCUGACACUGGCCAGAGCCAUCAACAGCAGGGGCACCUAUGUGAUCCAGGCGCCCGCCGAGGGCCAGCAGAUCUCCCCAGACACGGUUCUACGCUUACUCCUCCCCGAGAGCCACAAGGGCCGCCGGGAGCUGCGCAGUUACUCCCUGGAGGAGCUGAAGGAGCUGAUGAACAAGCUGAUGCUCAUGUCGGGCAAGAAAGACCACAACAGUGCUGACGUGGAGGAGUUCUCCGAGGUGUUCUGCAACGUGCAGAGGCUGGUGCGGGCCUUCCUGAACCUGUACUCGGCCGGGAGCUUCCUGUUCCGGGCCUGGAAGGUGCAGGUGCACUGCGGCCAGCCCGAGCCCGUGCGCAUGCACUUCGCGCUGCCGCUGCUGAAGCCGCUGCGAGGGUGUGCGCCCCUGGCCCCGCUGCUGGAGCUGCUGUGCCGGCGGAUGGAGCGCUUCUUGGACCAGUGGGAGGCGGUCGUGGCGCAGCAGCGAGCGGAGCACUUUUACCUCAACUACUACACGGCCGAGCAGCUGGUGCACCUGAGCUCGGAGCUGGCGCGGCCGACGCCCGGGGCCACCGCCCUGGCCAUGCUGUCCUUCAUCAAACGCCAGUGCACCCCGCGGGACGUCGCGGAAGCCUUCAGGGACCCCCAUGGCGACGGUGGGGCCGCCACACACGAGCUGCAGACAGUGAUGGAGACAUUGCCCAUCCUGCUCCUCAGCGAGUCCGGCCUGGUGGACAAGCUGGGGGUCAUCAUGGAGCAGUUCCUGGGGUGCACGCGUGCCUUCCUGCCCCACUGCCUGGACCUCGAGGCCCUGGGCCGUGGCCUGGCACGCCUGGCAGCCAGGGGCGGGCCCCCCGUGAUGCGGAGGCUCCCCAAAGGCCUGCGGGCCGGCCAGCCCAACCUCAUCGUCUGCGGCCACUCAGACGUGCUGCCGGCCGCCCUGGCCGUCUACAUGCAGAGCCCGGAGCAGCCGCUGCCCACCUACGACGAGGUGCUGCUGUGCACGCCGGGCACCGCGUUCGAGGAGGUGGCGCUGCUGCUGCGCCGCUGCCUGAGCCCGGGCGCCCCCGGCCGCGGCGUGUACAGCCUGCUGUUCGCCGACCAGCUGGGCUACGAGGUGGCCCGCCGGGCGGAGGAGCUGCUCCAGACCCUGCGCACCCGGCCGCACCGGGAGGACUUCCAGCUCGUCCUGGUCUGCGACAGCGAGCGGGAGCACUGCUACCUGCCCUCGGCCUUCAGCCAGCACAGGGUCCCCGCCACCCCCCAGGCACCCCCUGAGGCCGCCCGGGCCUACCUGGCGCAUCACUACCAGGUCCCCCGGGGGACCCCGUCGGCUGCCGCCGCCUUCAGGGACCGGAUGUGUGUGGGGAUCGUGGCCUCCGCGAGAGCGGGUGUCGGAAAGUCUCUCUACGUGAAGCGAUUGCACGAAACUCUGCAAAGGAAGUUUCCUAGGGAGGAAGUGCCUCUCAAAGUCAUUCGCUUGAUGGACCCGCAGGUGGAUGAGAGCCAGGUCCUGGGCUCCCUGCUGCCCUUCCUGGACCCCAAGUGUCAGACGAGCCCCGCGAUGUUCCACCUGGAUGUGACCUCCUCGGUGCAGGCUGGGGUCUGGGCGUUUCUCUUCAAGCUCCUGGUGCUGCAGCACUUAAUGGACUCAAACGGGAAAAUGUGGCUCCGGAGCCCGAGCCACUUGUACGUCAUCGAAAUCCUGGAAGGGCACUCGGCGCUGCCUACGAGGCCUUCCAAGCUGAGGACACGCGCCCCCCAGUUUAGUCUGCUGGACGUCUUCCCCAAGGUCACCUGCCGGCCCCCCAAAGAAGUGAUGGAAAUGGAGCUGAGCCCCGAGCAGCACUGCAGGGAGCCGGGCAUGGACCCCGCCGAGUUCUGCAGCGAAACCUUCCAAAGACCUUUCCAGUAUCUGAAGCGGUUCCAUCAGAAUCAGAACCUGGACACGUUCCAGUACCAGAAGGGCCGGGUGGAGGGCACCCCCCAGGAGUGCCUGCAGCACCUGCUCUUGUACUGCGGGGUGCUCGACCCGUCCUGGGCGGAGCUGCGCAACUUCGCCCGCUUCCUGAACUGCCAGCUCAGGGACUGCGAGGCCUCCAUCUUCUGCGACCCCGUGGCGGUCGGGGACACGCUGCAGGGCUUCAAGAACUUCGUGGUGACCUUCAUGAUCUGCAUGGCGAGAGACUUCGCCACCCCGACGCUGCGCAUGUCGGACCAGAGCCCCGGGACGCACGCGGUCGCCAUGGACGGGGUCACCGAGGAGGACAUCGCUCCGUUCUCUCUCCGCCGGCGGUGGGAGUCGGAGCCCCACCCGUACCUGUUCUUCAACGGGGACCGCGUCUCCAUGACCUUCAUCGGCUUCCACCUGGUCCCCACUGAGAAGGGCACCUUCGACGCCGUGGACCCCGCGAACAAGAGGGUGAUCAAGAGGGACGUGCUGACGAAGGAGCUGUACCAGGGGCUGCUGCUGCAGGGCGUGCCCUUCAACGUGGACUUCGACGCGCUGCCCCGGCACGAGAAACUGGAGCGGCUCUGCCUGGCGCUGGGCGUCCAGUGGCCCGUGGACCCCGACGAAACCUACGAGCUCACGACGGACAACAUGCUGAAGAUCCUGGCCGUGGAGAUGCGCUUCCGCUGCGGGAUCCCCGUCAUCGUCAUGGGGGAGACGGGCUGCGGGAAGACCCGGCUCAUCCGCUUCCUCAGCGAGCUGCGGCGCGGGGGCGCCGACGCCGAGACCCUGCAGCUGGUCAAGGUCCACGGCGGCACGAGCGCCGACAUGAUCUACGGCAAAGUCCUGGCGGCGGAGGCCCUCGCCCAGCUCAACAGCAGCGAACACGGGCUGGACACCGUCCUGUUCUUCGACGAGGCCAACACCACGGGCGCCAUCAGCUGCAUCAAGGAGGUGCUGUGCGACCGCACGGUGGGCGGCCAGCCGCUGGCCGAGGACUCGGGCCUGCACGUCAUCGCGGCCUGCAACCCCUACCGGAAGCACUCCCCGGAGAUGAUCGCCCGCCUGGAGGCGGCCGGGCUGGGCUACCGGGUGCGCGCGGAGGACACGGCGGACCGGCUGGGCUCCAUCCCGCUGCGGCAGCUGGUGUACCGCGUGCACGCGCUGCCGCCCAGCCUGGUGCCCCUGGUGUGGGACUUCGGGCAGCUCAACAACGCCACGGAGAGGACGUACAUCCAGCAGAUCGUGCGGAGGCUGGUGGGCGACACCCCCAUCGGCCCCGGCGACACGCGCGUCAUCGCCGACGUGCUCUACGCCUCCCAGUGCUUCAUGCGGAGACGGGAGAACGAGUGCAGCUUCGUCAGCCUGCGGGACGUGGAGCGCUGCGUGCGGGUCUUCCGCUGGUUCUACGACCACAGCGCGAUGCUCCUGUCCAAGCUGCCGGCCUCCCACGGCGGGCCCAGCGGUGACAGCCCCGAUGACUCCGACGCCGAUUCUGACGCUGACUCCGACGAGAGAGGCCCGGUGCUCUGGGCGCUGGUGCUGGCCGCCGGGGUGUGCUACCACGCCUCCCUGGAGAAGCAGGACGCCUACCGCAGAGCCAUCUGUGCGCUCCUCCCGCCGCCAUACGACAGCAGCAAGGCCGUGCUGGACGCCAUCACGCGGACGCAGGACCUCUUCCUGGAGGGCGUGUCUCUGAGGAAAACCGUCGCCAAGAACCUGGCCUUGAAGGAGAACGUCUUCAUGAUGGCCAUCUGCAUCGAGCUGAAGAUCCCGCUCUUCCUGGUGGGCAAGCCCGGCAGCUCCAAAUCUCUCGCCAAGACCAUCGUGGCGGACGCCAUGCAAGGCCCGGCCGCCCCCUCGGAGCUCUUCCGGAGCCUGAAGCAGGUCUACCUGGUGUCGUUCCAGUGCAGCCCGCACUCCACCCCGCAGGGCAUCGUGGGCACCUUCAAGCACUGCGCCCGCCUGCAGCAGGGCCGGGACCUGGAGCAGUACGUCUCCGUGGUGGUGCUGGACGAGGUGGGUCUGGCCGAGGACUCGCCCCAGAUGCCCCUCAAGGCCCUGCACCCGCUGCUGGAAGACGGGUGCAUCGAAGACGACCCCGCCCCCCACAAGAAGGUGGGCUUCAUCGGCAUCUCCAACUGGGCCCUGGACCCCGCCAAGAUGAACCGGGGCAUUUUCGUGUCCCGCGGCAGCCCCAGCCAGAGGGAGCUCAUCGAGAGCGCCCGGGGGAUCUGCGCGUCCGAGCCCCUCGUGCAAGAGAGAAUCCAAGCGUACUUCCGGCCCUUGGCCAGCGCCUACGAGGCGGUGUGCGCGAAGCAGGACAAGGAGUUCUUCGGGCUCCGAGACUACUACAGCCUCAUCAAAAUGGUCUUCGCCGCCGCCCAGGCCUCCAACAGGAGGCUCUCCCCGUGCGACAUCGCGCAGGCCGUUCUCCGGAACUUCAGUGGCAAAGACGAGAUCCAGGCCCUGGACAUCUUCGCCACCCACUUACCCGAGGCGAAGCUCCCCGAGGAGGCCAGCACCCUGCAGCUGAUCCGGCAGAACCUGUACAGCGACCUCCGGGGGGCGCCGGGCGCGGGGCCGGGAGACCCCGAGUCCCGCUACCUGCUGGUGCUGACCAGGAACUACGUGGCCCUGCAGAUCCUGCAGCGGACGCUCUUCGCCGAGGACCAGCAGCCCGAGAUCAUCUUCGGGUCCAGCUUCUCGCGGGACCAGGAGUACGCGCAGAUCUGCAGGAACAUCAACCGCGUGAAGAUCUGCAUGGAGACGGGCAAGAUGGUGGUGCUGCUCAACCUGCAGAACCUCUACGAGAGCCUCUACGACGCCCUCAACCAGUACUACGUCUACCUCGGGGGCCAGAAGUACGUGGACCUGGGCCUGGGGACCCACCGGGUCAAGUGCCGGGUGCACCCCGACUUCCGCCUCAUCGUCAUCGAGGAGAAGGACGUCGUCUGCCAGCAAUUCCCCAUCCCCCUCAUCAACCGACUGGAGAAGCACUACCUGGACCUCAACACGGUCCUGGAGAAGUGGCAGCGGGACCUCGUGCAGGAGCUCAAGGCCUGGGUGGACCAGUUCGUCACCGUCAAGGUGGCGCAGGGCCAGGCCCGCUACAGCCCCUCGGACGUCUUCGUCGGCUACCACGCGGACACCUGUGCCUCGGUGGUGCUCCAGGUCAUCGAGCGGCUCGGGCCCGGGGCCCUGAGCCACAAGUGUUACCAGAAGGUCCUGGAGGACGCCAAGCUGGUGCUGCUGGACUGCGCCACGCCCGACGCCAUCGUCCGACUCAGUGCGUCCGCGCUAGGCCAGUGUGCCGCGCAGGCCCUGUCGCGAGAAUACUAUUCCAGGCAGCAGCACGACUCCUUCGCCGACUUCCUGCAGGCUCACCUCCACGGGCCGGGCCCGGAGCACCGCCCUGUCUUCACGGAGGUCACCACUUUCUCCAGGCUGCUCACCAGCCACGACGGCGAGAUGCUGGGGUCGGAAGUGAACGGCAGGGCCCUGAACCCCACCAUCCUGUCGCUGCAGCAGUUUGACACCGAGCACUCGUUCCUCAAAGAAGUUCGAAACUGCUUGGCGAGCACGGCCGCACGGAAGAUCCUCAUCAUCCAGACGGACUUCGAGGACGGCGCCCGCAGCGCGCAGCUCAUCGCCUCGGCUAAGUAUUCUGCCAUCAAUGAAAUCAACAAGAUACAAGGAAAUAAGGCCUGCGUCUUUGUCUAUUUCAUCACGAAACUGUCCCGGAUGGAAAGUGACGCAUCCUACGUGGGGUUCCACGGAGGGCUGUGGCGGUCCGUGCACAUCGACGACCUGCGGAGAUCCACGACCAUGGUCGCCGACGUGACACAGCUGCAGGACGUGACCAUCAGCCAGCUGUUUUGACCCCCAGUCAGCUGAGGUGGGACGCGAGGCGAGGAGCGAGCAGGAGGAGGCGAUGGAAGUGGACACGGACGAACCUGGGACCGCGGCCGCGGGGGGCAUGGAGA
Molecule: messenger RNA, 10548 nt
Organism: Myotis lucifugus (little brown bat)
Lineage: Eukaryota; Metazoa; Chordata; Mammalia; Chiroptera; Vespertilionidae
Product: E3 ubiquitin-protein ligase RNF213-like
Exons: 32
Coding region: 767-10444 (3225 amino acids)
Biological process (GO): negative regulation of non-canonical Wnt signaling pathway; ubiquitin-dependent protein catabolic process; sprouting angiogenesis
Cellular component (GO): membrane; nucleolus; cytosol
Molecular function (GO): ATP hydrolysis activity; ubiquitin-protein transferase activity
Source: RefSeq, a predicted model, not a curated record